AUGGAUCAGGGAAAGCUUAUUGUGAUUUCUCGUUCAGGGGGGAAAUUUACAUUUAGUGAUGAUGGUUCCUUGUCAUAUUGUGUUAUCACAGUUUCUAACUACAAAGACCUGCAACACUUGCUGGAUCUUCAUGGAAACUCGGAAACUGUGGAUAUUUAUGUCUUAACAAAUGAGAAUCAAACAAGCGACCAGUUGUCUACGUCCCACAGUAGGUCUGGAAUGGUGGAUGAGCCCGUGACUCCUACUAGUAUUUCUCAUGCUGCUUCAAUUUCUGGAGACACUAAGCAGCUUGAUUCGUUGGCUUCUCUUACUAGAGAUAUGGACAAUCCAAACAAAUUUUACUCCUGAAGUUCCUAAUGCUAAUGCACUUCAGAAACUUGUUAAAUCAUGGGAGAAUUGUUUAACUGGUCUGGAGCAAUGGUUCAAUAAUGCUCACGAUUUUUGUGUUGCUCUGAAUAAGUUAUCCACAGCUCAUGGAUUUGAUAUACCUUUAAGACUAAUAGGUCUUGGUAUAUAAUCACAAAAUGCAGAGCUGAAGGUUGCCAUUGGACCAUUAAAGAUGCAAGGUUAUCUACCACAAAGUUGUUUCUGAUUGAAAAGAUAUGUGAAACUCAUACAUGCGGUGCAGGAAAAAGUUCAUCUGGGCAUCCCAAGGUUUCUAGUAAAUUGGUCAAGUUUCUUGUGAAGGAAAGAUUACGAGCUCCACCUAAUGCUAAACCAAGGGAAAUUAUUAAUGGAAUAUGGAUUCAAAGCAAGUUAUGCACAUGUGUGGCGCGGACUAGAGUCUACCAAAGAGAAGCCUCAAGUUCCAUAUGAUGAGGGUUACAAUCAGUUACCUAGUCUGUUUAAGCAGAUUGUCGAGAACAAUCCUGGUAGCGUAGCAACUC
Hibiscus syriacus is the source of this 887-nucleotide messenger RNA. RefSeq lists its product as uncharacterized. The transcript has 3 exons. Lineage: Eukaryota; Viridiplantae; Streptophyta; Magnoliopsida; Malvales; Malvaceae. The record is from RefSeq and is a predicted model, not a curated record. The coding region runs from base 1 to 348 and encodes 115 amino acids.